This is a messenger RNA of Coccinella septempunctata (seven-spotted ladybird), 4968 nucleotides long. Its product is annotated as sodium/hydrogen exchanger 10-like. The coding region runs from base 1320 to 4898 and encodes 1192 amino acids. Gene Ontology annotation, molecular function: sodium:proton antiporter activity. Gene Ontology annotation, cellular component: membrane. The transcript has 16 exons. The record is from RefSeq and is a predicted model, not a curated record. Gene Ontology annotation, biological process: proton transmembrane transport. Lineage: Eukaryota; Metazoa; Arthropoda; Insecta; Coleoptera; Coccinellidae.
GAAAAUCAACAAAGAAACAACUUCUCCAUUAAUGAAAUCACAUGAAUUAUAUAAAAACAUAAAUAAAUAAUUGUAUUCAUAGGCAAGGGAUAUUUGCUGCUUUGGAUCCCCUGCACUAUGAUAUUUAUAGUUGCGUACAGCAGUUUGUAAACAUUUAAAUCUAGUUUGUAUGACAAAAGACUUGGAAUAGAAUCCAGCUGUAAAAUAACAAAGCAGAAUGGUAUCCAACAAAGAAUCAGCUGUGAUAUUUGUAGAUAUUGAAGAAACUUACUCUUACAAUGAAGAUCUGAUUUGUAAAUUCGUUCUCAAUUAUUAUACUCCCCAAGAGGGCGAUAGAAUUGCUUUGUAUAAAUUAGGAUGGAAAUCUGUGAAAGAUUAUGUAGUUUUCGAGUGGGCUCCUGUUGGAGUACCAGAAAACGUUGAACACCAAGUCAUAUUCGAAAAACAAUAUUUGCCCACAAUUGAAUCGGAAAUCUACCAGAUCUGCUAUAUAAGUAGCGAGAACAUACUUCAUGGAGCCACUAUACCUUUCCAAUUCCAAAAAGAUCCUCCAAAAAAACAUUCCAACUCACUCAGCUCUUUAGAAUACGACACCCCAUUAAUUUUGAGUUCCUUUGAGGAUAUUAUGAAAACACGUCUGUACAGAAAAGAAAGGAAUUCAGCAAAUUCAACACCCACUAAGAAACCACUCAAUUGUGAAAACACAAACCUUCAUGCAAAUUGUGAGAAGCAAAUAGCUGCACUGAAAUCAGAAAUUCAAGCAUUGAAGAACAAAGUGUGGUUGCAGCAGACUGAAUUGGAUUGCUUGAAAUCCAACCUUAGGAAUUCACAAAGGAGUUCGACUUUUAUCAGGGAAUCCAAGUACGAUUUAGGAGAACUAGAGCCAAUUCCUCCUUUUCCUCUGAAUAUUUGAACCAGACAAUUAUUUUUAAAAGAGUUUAACAGUUCAGAAUUUAAGCUUAUUUUGGAUUAAUACUGUUUUAGUUUUGGUUUGAUAGAAGAGUUUGUCUUAGUUUUAUUUGUACAUAACCUUUAUUUAAUGCACAUUCUAUGAUUUCAGUUUGUGGUGUACAUCCUGAAUCUUGAUUUGAUAUAACGAAUUUCCUACUUGUACAUUUUUAAAUGCUUGAACAUUUGUUGUGGAACUUUUAUAUAGAAUAAAUGGUAUCAACUGCAGUUUUCCAUAAUUUUAUUAGCCCAUUAACCUUUUUUUAUCAUGAUCGUUUUUUAUACUUUUGUCAUAGAGUUUGGUAAAAUAAUUUUUCAAGUUUGAGCAUUUAUUCAUAUUUUUCUUGAACUUGUCAUUAAUAAGAAUCUCAAUGCUUGACCAAGUUAUUUUCUCUAAAAACUCACAGUUUCCCUUGGAGGUACAAUAUUUUCGACUUUCAAGAACAAAUAAUAGGAACUCUUCUUUUCCUGAAGAAAUAAUCCCUAUUCUGUUUCUUUCAUGCACAUUAUCCAUUUGUGCUUGUGUCAGACUCGUUUUCGAGAAAUUGAAGUUGAAAUUCAGCGUUUCACCCUUCAUGUUGAUAUUUGGGGUUUUCAUUGGUUUUAUGUUCCAUUUGGCCGAUCGAAAAGACAUCGUGAAGAAAAUUUUUCAACGUCAUCCUCGUUCUUUGUGGGUUUUAGUUGUACCUGUCAUGAUUUAUAACAUGUGCAUUACUUUUGAUACUAAUCUGCUAGGAAAGUCCUGUGGGCAAAUCUUCAUCAUUGCUCUGCCAGGUCUGCUGAUCAACGUUUCGUUGGUUGCUCUCAUUUUCAACCGUAUCACAACAGAGUCCACCUUGCGGGGCUUCUUGUUAACCUUGAUGUUCGCCCCUAUCUAUCCAAUGGACAUGAUGGUAUAUUUGAAGACCGUCAGUGCUGCCUCUAGAAGGGUACUGACCAUUCUUCAAGGUGAAUCACUGAUAGGUACCUGCAUUGCUUUCAUGCUGCACAAUUUGCUUGUGGAAAUAGAAUUGAAGAGGAUGCAUGUAUGGUGGGAAUAUUUGGUUUAUUUUGGGAUCUACCUUGGUGGAGGAGUAUCUAUCGGUUACAUAUGCGGGAAGACCAUAAGCAGAAUGAUGCUUUGCUCCAGUCAUGACCCAAUUCAAACUAUUCUAAUCACUUGGAUUGGCCCUUUCCUCAUCUAUUUCAUCGUAACAGCAGUCCUUGGAGCAGGAUCAGGCCUAGUGAAUCUGUCAGUACAAGGAAUAAUAGUGGCUCAAAAGAAAAGAAGUCUAAGCAAGGAAUCCAAGAUGCUGCUCGAAAAAUUCUGGAAUUUCCUAGCCUUAUGCACCAACAGCUGGGGCUUGCUGAUUGUGGGUAUGAUCCUGGGAUUAGACGUCCUGAAAGACAUCACCUACGAAGAUUUUGCCUUUGUUGUGUUGGAAUACCUGAUAAAUCUGAUAGCGAGAUCUUUAGAGUUUCUCUCGAUUUUCUGGAUUCUCAGGAAAGUAGGCUACGGCAUAACGAUCAACCAUCUGAUAGUACUGGUUUGGGGUGGUAUUUUGAGCAUCAUAAAUCUGUCGAUCAUAUUGCAAACUUACGAAGAUCCGGAAUAUCAUGAUUUCACGAGAGGCGCCCUCUUUCAUGGCACUGGAGCAACCCUCCUCACCAUGAUUAUAAACGUUUCUACGAUCCCCUAUCUCCUGCACUACCUGAACCUGAGCACCAUAUCACUCAUCAAGCAAGCCAACAUGAACAAAUGCAUAAAACGCAUUAUGUCAGCUAGAGACCACGCGGUCGAUGUUUUGAAGCUAGAAAGGUUUUUCUGUGACUCCAACUGGCCCUUCAUACAAGAGAACACAGUGAUUGUUCACCCUUUCAGGAUAGAGAACGUUGAGAAGUACAAGGAGAUCGAAAAUGAGAUUGAAUUCGAGAAAAUUGUGUUUUGUCCUGAAUGCCAUCAUGACGCUACAAUAAACUCGACCAAGAAGGAGUUGGAAGACAUGACCAGGGAAGCCAGGAGAAGAAUACUGAAGGCUAAACAGGUGUCUUAUUCCAGACAAUAUGAGUGUGGAAUGCUGACAUAUCAAGCUACCAGUAUUUUGAUCAACGAAGUAGAGUUCGCCAUGGAGGGAGAUUUCAUCAUACACACCGAGAAUCUCAUCAAACUUUUUCGGCCUUCUGUACACUUGGUCCAUUUUCGAUUCUCGCUACUGAGGAUGUUCCACGAUGGUCAGGAAGAUUGGCUCAGGAAGAAACCAAGAAUGGAAUAUCGAAAAUUCUGCUACAUCGUCGUUUUCAACCCUUAUUUCGAGGAUUUCGUAUGCUUUGUCAUCCUGAUGGACGUUGUUUUGGGGUGCGCGGAGAUAAUUUUGAGGUUGCAAGAAUCGGGAUAUUGGAAUAAUUACUGCGUUCAUUACGUCGUAUUCAAGAGUUUGUCCUUUGUUUGCUUCAUGGUCUAUCUGGUGGAGUUUACCAUGAAGGUUUUGGCUCUGGCGGUUGUUUACAUUUGGAAGGAUGGAGUCGCCAGUUAUUUCAGGUCUAAUUGGAGAAGGUUUGAGUUCUCCUGCCUUCUGAUAUCUUUUGCUAUCCUACUGUUUGAAAUAACAGAGUCAUUCUCGUUGAGAUUGCAAGGAGAUCGUCCGAGCAUCCUGUCUAUUGUCAUUUGCUGCCUAGGCAUGAUUACAGUCGUCCGAUUGGCUAGGCUGGUUCACAGAAUUCACCCUCUGGUGGAGAGAUUCAUCGAUGGGAGGAUCAACAAUAGGGUCACCCUAGCCUACAGCGUCGGUAAAGGGUACAUGAUAGGUGAAGAUGACGUUCUCCACAUCCUACCGAACGUACUCCUGAAGAGGCAGCUGAUAGAGGAGAUGAAACGGGAGGUGGAAUCUGAUAAGGCCGCGAUCUCCAAAGAGUUGAGUCUGAUACAGAGGGAGAGACCUUUGGUGGCUAUCAACGUGAAGACCAGGGAGGCUAUAGCAACCAUAUUGAAUACGAUGUACGAGGCUGUAGGAGAAUUGAAGCUUAUGGGUUGGGUGGAUGAUGUGGAGAGAAGAGCGCUGAACAAAGCUAUAGGUGAAAGAGAGAGCAGCGCGAGACAUCUGGGUUUCGUACCGGCUAGCACUCCUCAGGCUAUCUUCGAAGGUGUGACGUGGAUGGGUAAAGAUGAGAAGGUGCUGAGGUAUCUUUGGUCGAAUUCGAAAAAAAACCAGUACGAGUCCGGCGAAUACGUUUGCGAGAAGAACGAGGUUCCCGAAGGAGUUUACGUGAUAAUUUCAGGUCUUUUCAAGUCGAUCUACAAGCCAGACGAGGAGGUGCUGAAGAGGUACUAUAAGUUCGGAAACCUGCCAGUUGUGGACUACAUCUCAGCUUCCGAUGUCGAUAAAGAGUUGGAGGAUAUCUUCUUGAGCGGCAACACCAUCGGUGAAAUGGCCGUGUUGAGCCAGAGACCUUACGAUUGUUCUGUCGUGUCGGAUGGUCAUAGUCAAGCUUAUUUGAUCAGAACCGAACAUCUUCUUGAAGCAAUGGAAAUGGACGAUGACCCCAUAAACGGUUUGAGAGCGCGCAUGUGGACUUCUAUAUCUCUCAGACUGGCUUUCGAAGUUUUGGCGCAGUCGCCCAUGUAUUUUUCUGUGGCGAUAAAAGAAAUCGAAUCUACGUUGUUGAGAUCUGUAGUGCCAGACCUAGAAGGCGUAAAAGUGUUUGCUACAGGAGAAAUUAUAGAAGAUAUCGUUUUGAUUAAUGGAGUGGUCAUGGAUUUCAAUACGAAAAUGAUAUUUUACGCACCCUGCUAUAUACCAAGAAAUAUCAAGAAAAUCGUUUUCCCCCCUAACAGUUCCAUGGAUUUCCAGACCAAAGUAUCCCUUCAUGUCGAGCCCAAACUCUUGCUUAUAACUAGGAACGAUGUAGACAGAAAUGCCCUCUUUGCCCAUAUAAAAUUGAAUUGUCAAUUCGUAGAAGAUGUAUUGAGUUAGGAAACUCAAGGAUUGAGUAUGAAUGUUAAGCCAAAAAGUCUGUUACGAAAUAAACACUUUGUGGGCAUGA